Molecule: messenger RNA, 1086 nt
Organism: Phlebotomus argentipes
Lineage: Eukaryota; Metazoa; Arthropoda; Insecta; Diptera; Psychodidae
Gene: TfIIEbeta
Product: general transcription factor IIE subunit 2
Exons: 4
Coding region: 156-1043 (295 amino acids)
Biological process (GO): transcription initiation at RNA polymerase II promoter
Cellular component (GO): transcription factor TFIIE complex
Source: RefSeq, a predicted model, not a curated record
AAAGUGGAAGUGUCAAAGUCAGGUGGAAAUUGGUUGUUGUUUUCGUGAGUUUCUCGUGAAAAAGUGCAAAAAUCACGUGAAAUCACUCAUUUUUGCAGAAGAUUUUGGUUGGAGAAGUGAUCUAAAGCUCUCCUGUGCGGAAGAUCGGCGAAAAAAUGGAUCCAGCUCUGCUUCGCGAGCGGGAAGCCUUCAAGAAGCGGGCCAUCGCGACUCCCACGGUCGAGAAGAAGAGUCGUCCCGAGGGAUCUUCCCAGCAGAGAGAUGAGAGCAAGAAGAAGAUGCGGCCGCCGAGCAGCGGUCCGAAGCUCGACAGCACAAACUACAAAUCCAUGACCGGAAGCUCUCAGUAUCGCUUCGGUGUGUUGGCGAAGAUCGUGAAGCACAUGCGGACGCGCCAUCAGGACGGCGAUGAUCACCCGCUGACAUUGGAGGAGAUUCUGGACGAGACAAACCAGCUGGACAUCGGUUCUGGCGUCAAGAAUUGGCUGGCCAGCGAGGCUUUGGUGAACAAUCCCAAAAUAGACGUCAUAGAAGGCGCUCAGGGCAACAGAUUCGCCUUCAAGCCUGUCUAUCGGAUUCGUGACGGGAAGAGCCUGCUGAAGUUGCUGAAGCAGCAUGAUCUGAAGGGAUUGGGAGGCGUUCUGCUAGAGGAUGUGCAGGAAUCGCUGCCACACUGCGAGAAGGCACUGAAGAAUCGCGCCAGUGAGAUUGUCUACAUCACCAGGCCGAUUGAUAAGAAGAAGAUCCUGUUUUACAAUGACAAGACGGCGAAUUUCGUGGUGGACGAGGAAUUCCAGAAGUGUUGGCGAGCCGUGACGGUGGACGCGAUGGAUGACGGGAAGAUUGAUGAGUAUCUGGAGAAGCAGGGCAUCCGAUCGAUGCAGGAUCACGGCAUCAAGAAGCAGAUUAUGCCGAAGAGGAAGAAGCCGCCGAACAAGAAGCGCCAGUUCAAGAAGCCCAGAGACAACGAGCACUUGGCGGACGUGCUGGAGACUUACGAGGAUAACACACUGACGCAGAAGGGAGCCAGCGUCAGUGGGUAGAAGAGGAGAGAAGUGAAUAAAAUUUGAUAAUAGCCAUUGAGAA